CAAACCGACGGUAAAACGAAAUUCUCCCAAAGUUGUAGCAGCAAAACGAAAAGCCAAAUUUCGUCGGAUGCGAGAUGCUCGAAAAAGAAAACAGUGCUUGACAGCCCAACCUCCAGUCACCAUGGCAACGAGGGUGGAUCAUGGCCUGGAAGUGAGCCUUGGAGUGGCACUCAAAAACCUGGGGAAGGGAGGCUUUGCUGCUGCUCUAUCGAGACAGGUUUUCAAAAGCGCAUCCAAACAAGUCACCUUACGAGAUCCUGAUGCAGAAGUCCGCUGGAAAGUUCUUCCUGAACAAAAACAAAGCCCAAGCCCAAGCCAUCGAGAAGAACGAAGUCCACAAGUUCGACAUCAGCGCCUUCACCUGUUGCUGUCCAAAUGCGUGCAACCUUUCGAACGCUCCAGGCAACUGGAAAGAUCUGAAGACUCGGAAGGUGGGGGUUCGAAUCCUAUCUGA
Penaeus vannamei (Pacific white shrimp) is the source of this 454-nucleotide messenger RNA. NCBI's taxonomy places the organism in Eukaryota, Metazoa, Arthropoda, Malacostraca, Decapoda, Penaeidae. The record is from RefSeq and is a predicted model, not a curated record.